AUGUACGAGCGGAACAAGCGCGAGGUGGCCGAGGCCUUCCGCAAGGCUGCAGCCGAGGAUCCAAGCAUGGCCGAACUGGUCCGGGAGCACAAGGCUUUUUCCGCACGUAUCAAGGGCGUGCGCAAGCUGACAAAGGAGCAGACCGACCGGAUGGCACAGUUGUAUGCGAGUAUGGUGGUAGCUGCAGAGCACGAGUUGCACGAGGUCAAGCAAGCUUUUGCCAUCGUUCAUCUGUUCGAGGCUGAUCAGGAGAUGGACGGCAAGCUCUCCCCCUACGCCCGUGCCAUCCGCAAGGCAUUUACCUUUGUCACCGCCUCUAACAAGGCCAAGAGUGUUGACAUCCUCGACAUCUUUGUCGUUGCCUCCAAGCAAGUCCUCAAGUGGCUCGGUGAGCUGGACCACGCCGAGUUCUCCGAGUUCUCCGACCUCUCAUCGUGGCAGCUCCAGCUCCAGCUCCAGCUCCAGCUCUAG
Thecamonas trahens ATCC 50062 is the source of this 471-nucleotide messenger RNA. RefSeq lists its product as uncharacterized. The transcript is spliced from 3 exons. Bases 1 to 471 code for a protein of 156 amino acids. Lineage: Eukaryota; Apusomonadida; Apusomonadidae. The record is from RefSeq and is a predicted model, not a curated record.